This is a messenger RNA of Menidia menidia (Atlantic silverside), 2357 nucleotides long. Lineage: Eukaryota; Metazoa; Chordata; Actinopteri; Atheriniformes; Atherinopsidae. The record is from the annotation of a GenBank genome assembly.
UCCGCUCAGCGUGGUUGGUUGACGAUGGACGAACCUGUUACAAGAGAGUUUGAGCUGUGCCUGUCAGACGGUGGGUCGGACGACGACAUGCCCCUGAGUCUGCCCACGGACAGCAGCCACAGUGGGAGCAUCCGAAAGGGGUGCGACCCUUUUGCUCAGACUCAGCGAAGCAAGCUGCAGCAUCGGCGGGCUCGCAUCAACCAGCAGAUCAACAAGGAGAUGCGAAUGAGAGCUGGAGCUGAGAAUCUGUUCAGGGCAACAACCAACAACAAGGUGAAGGAAACGGUGGCUCUGGAGCUCAGCUUCGUCAACUCCAACCUGCAGCUGCUGAAAGAAGAGCUGGAGGAGCUGAACAGCAACAUGGAGGUCUAUCAGAUGGACAGCGAAGCCAUCAAUGUUCCCAUGAUCCCGCUGGGUCUAAAAGAAACCAAAGAGGUGGACUUCACUGUUCCCAUCCAGGAUUUCAUCUGUGAGCACUACGGCGAGGACAGCUCACUCUAUGACAAGGAAAUCAAAGAGCUCAUGGAGCUCCGACAGGCCAUGCGCACACCCAGCCGUAACCAGGCUGGCCUGGAGCUGCUGAUGGAGUACUACAACCAGCUCUAUUAUCUGGACCAGCGCUUCUUCUCUGCUCACAAGAACCUCGGUCGGGCGCUGGCCUUCGAGAAGGGCAGUGUGCUGUUCAACAUCGGAGCCCUCUACACGCAGAUCGGAGCACGGCAGGACCGCUCGGCCACGGCCGGCAUCGACACCGCCAUCGACGCCUUCCAGCGGGCCGCAGGUCACUCCACACGCCUGUCACCGCUUGAGAAGUUUGUCCGUGUGGCGCUUAACCCUCUCCCUCUGUCUGCAGGUGCCUUCAAUUACCUAAAGGAGAACUUUUCCAACGCUCCCAGCCUGGACAUGAGCGUCCCGUCUCUCAGCAUGCUGGUCCGGCUGAUGCUGGCUCAGGUCCAGGAGUGCGUGUUUGAGCGCAUCACGCUCUUCACGCAGGGCUCGCUCUUCACCUCUCAGCUGGGCCUGGCGCAGGAAGCUGCACGGGUCAGUCAGCAGGUCCGUAACGCGGCCCGUUUGUGCGGGUCACCCCGCUCUAACGGCAGCUGUGCGCCCCCACAGGUGUCGGACGUUUACCUGCUGGUGCUGCAGACCAUGACGCAGCCUGUGAUGAAAGACUAUGUGCCGUUUUCAUGGGCGUCCAUGGUUCAGGUCAAGUCUGAACACUUCCGGGCGCUGUCGCACUACUACGCCUCCGCUGCGCUCUGUGACCACACGUUCCCUGCUGAGGGGGAGGGCUGCGAAGAAGCAGAGAAAGCUUUCCUGAAGUUCUAUAUCAGCGUUCCAGCCGGACAACCUCUCAGCCAAAUCCUACAAGACCCCGAAAAAAGACGAAAGCUUGGUAAAGCCCACCUACGGCGAGCCGUGAUCAGGCACGAGGAGGCCAUGCGUGUGCACGGUUUGUGUAAGAUCCUUAGGAAGAUGGACAUCCUGCAGGACGUGCUGUCCCUCACACACAAGCGCUCCCUGGAGAAGUACUCCGAGCUGGAUCGGGAGGACGACUUUGACGAGACCGCCGAGGCUCCCGAGAUCCAGUCUCACACCCAGCAGAAACCAGACAUCACCCCACCAAACUUCUCCACUGUCCACGGGCCUCUUUCGGUGUUCUGUGCCAGGGCUCGCUGGGGCCCGGUUCGUGUCAUCAGCCUGCAGAAGAGAGAGGGUGGACUGGGUCUCACGCUCAGAGGAGACUCCCCAGUGCUGGUGGCUGGAGUGGUGCCUGGAGGCUGUGCAGAGGAGGCGGGGCUGAGGGAGGGAGACUACAUAGUGGCUGUAGAUGGACAGGACUGUAAGUGGUCCAAACACGGCGAGGUGGUCCACAUGCUGAAGAGCGGUGGAGACAGAGGGGUGGAGCUCAGCGUGGUCACGCUCCACUCACAGGACACUCAGAUGGAGAGGAAGGCCAUCAUGCUGUCAAAUGGCGGCGAUAAAGAGAACGCCAGGCAGCGCCUGCUGGGCGCAGCUAAGGGGCAGAGCUCCGCCUCCUUAUUGAACUGGAACAGGAAGAAAAAAAGGGAAGGAGGCAAGAAUCUGGGAAGCACUUUCAGUUUGUCGUUCGGAAGCAUCCGAGACUCCGAGGCCAUGUACUGAGGUGGCCUGUAGAGGAAAGCACUCAGGGAUUCAUCACACCACCUCAGGAGAGGGGGGGGGGGGGCAGAGGCUGGUCAGAAGAUGCAGUGAGGAGGCGGCAGCUUCAGGUAAAGAUCCCCUUUGACUUCUGAACAGACUAAACUGGAAGCGCAAAUAUCAGAGAUGGGCUCUGAAGCAUUUGGAGAACUAUCAGGAGGGGUCAGCCAUUCUGA